AUGUCCUCCAUUGGCCUUACUAAGGCCUUCGACUCGGUCGACAGGAAAGCUCUCUGGCUGACCCUCAGUCGUUUUGGCUGCCCGUCAAAAUUCAUUGUUAUUAUGCUGCUGGUUCUGCACAACUCAGAGGUAGCUGAGAGACAACUAGGAGAUCAAAAAAGCAGAGAUGCAGGUCUGCUGCAUGUGUCAUGGUGCGUGACAGUGGUGGUGGUGAGCGACGACCCAGCCUUCCUCGCCGCCUUCGCCGAGUGGUCCCUCAAGGGCCGCCUCCUGGUGUGGUCGACGAGGCUCCUCGCAGUCACUCGCCUGACUCUCCCGGAACUUCGUCUCUUGAAAAAUUCUUUGUCCAUGAUGAACGCCAUGAUGGUGAUUGUAGACGACAAAACAAAUUCCAAGAGAUGUACCUUGUAUAUACAUCUGCCGUAUAUCUCUCGAGGUACCCAGACAAUGAAGGUUGCCUCCUGGACUCCACAUCAAGGCCUCACUCUCACCACCCAACUCCCUUUCUUCCCUGAGAAGUUCUUCAUAUUCAUCCAGCGACCGACGUUGGUGGUGACAAUGCAGGAGUCGAUACUCAACAGAGCUAUGAUGAAGGCGGACCCUGAGGCCCCCGGAGGCCAGCGACUCUGGUUCACAGGACACAUGCCUAACCUCCUGCAAACGAUCGCUGAGAGCAUCAACUUCUCGUACACGUACUUGCGUCCCCCAGAUGGUACAUGGGGAACUAGAUUACCAAACGGGUCCUGGUCAGGUAUGGUGGGCGUGGUGACCCGGAAGGAGGCAGACAUCGGUCUCGGCCCAUUUAUUAUGAGUGCCAGUCGGGCUGAGGUGGUGGACUUCACUUGGCCAUUUACUGUAUCGUCUUCACGGGUAAUGGCUCCACGAGGGCGAGCCGAGGUAGACCCGUGGGGUUUCUUGCUGCCUCUUGCUCCACUGGUGUGGACGGCCAUCUUGACAGUGUUGCUCGUGUUGUCUGUGGUGAUAUCACUUAUGGCUUCAUGUCUACCCCGAAAAUUUAGUAAUCGAAGCGAUUGGGCAGUGGAUGCAUACAAUCUGAUACGCGUGUUACUGCAACAAGACGUCUCUGAGUCCUCCGACUAUUGGUGGUGGGAGCGGCUGGUGUUGGCGGUGUGGAUGUUGAUGAUGCUGGUGUUAACACGGAGCUACGCCGGCAACCUCAUGUCCCUCCUGGCCGUGAGACACAUCUCAGAGCCCUACAAAACGCUCCAAGAGGUGCUGGAUGACCCGUCUGUGACCAUGAUAUGGCAAGAUAAUUCAGCAAGCGUGCAGUAUUUUCGUACCACGGAAUACGGCAUCUUCCGUAAGGUGGGCGAAGCGGAGAUUGCAGGGAGGGUCAGGUUCCUCACAUUGAUGGAGUACGGUCCUGGCGUGGCGCCCUUGGUGAAGCAGGGCGACCACGUUCUUAUAGAGGAAGAGUCCAUAGUGAAAAUUUUGAUGGCGCAAGACUUCUCUAGUACAGGUCGCUGCGACUUCCACACCUCCAGGGAGCAGUACCUCACUUUACUGAUGUGUAUGAUAACGCAGAAAGACAGCCCCCUCAUCAGUGCCAUUAAAUAUAGAAUAAUGCGAGUAAUGGAGGCUGGGUUGUUUGAUCAGUGGCUGAAGGAGAUCAUCCCUAACUCCACAUCUUGUCUCCACCCACCGACCAAGAUCACAGUCAACACCUCACUCUUCAUCACCAACAUUUGGGGUAUGUUUGUGGCCCUGGUUACCGGCCAGGCUCUUGGGCUGCUGGUGUUUGGACUCGAGGUCUUCUCUUCCCAUUUUCUCCACUAACGAUGCUCCCAACAAUAUGUUCGCCGGGAUGUUUGUCCUUUGUCUCACUAAACAAUACAUCUAGGAUGAGAAUAUACUAGAGAACCUUAAAGUUCAGUUUCGUAAAUUUGCAUACUGUAAACUCUUAAGAUGCCUUUUCUAAUUAAAAGAAAAGACAGCAUUUUGUUAGAUUUCAUCUUUGAAUGUUAGCUAAAUUACUUUAGCAGAAAACAAAUUUACAGUUUUGGGAAUCUACAAAAGUUGGAUACCUUCAGCUAAGAACGGACCAAUACAGUGAUUUUAGUAUCUAAUUGCUUUAUGAAAAAAAAUACUUUGCCCCAUAGAGUCAACGAGAUAUCUCAGCAUCUACUUUCCAAAUUCUCACAAGGAAAACCUCUUAUAUACACACAAUCACCGCCUUAUGUCUAAAAGACAAAAUUCAUUAUUUUUUCUUCAUUACUAGUACUUGCUCCUAACUUACGAACACAUAGCAGGAACGGACCCAGGAAGGUUUCUGCCUCACCCAAGAAACUUUCAUUCCUAAAGCACAGGUGUAGUUUUUUCCACUCAGAAAAGUUAUAAUAUUAUAUAUCAAUUACUACUUUCUCCUAAACAAUGGAGUUCUAGUGGUGAUGGACCCCCUUUUGUUUUACACUUAUAAACAUGUCCAGAUUCUUCCCCACUUUACCAAAUUACCUUCUUUAUAAACUCUUGUACGUACUGUAACGUAAUAAAAAUAUCCAUAGCGUC
Homarus americanus (American lobster) is the source of this 2526-nucleotide messenger RNA. Its product is annotated as probable glutamate receptor. Gene Ontology annotation, cellular component: membrane. The transcript is spliced from 12 exons. NCBI's taxonomy places the organism in Eukaryota, Metazoa, Arthropoda, Malacostraca, Decapoda, Nephropidae. Gene Ontology annotation, molecular function: glutamate-gated receptor activity. The record is from RefSeq and is a predicted model, not a curated record. Bases 1 to 1797 code for a protein of 598 amino acids.